This is a messenger RNA of Aspergillus mulundensis, 1434 nucleotides long. Its product is annotated as TFIIH/NER complex subunit TFB2. The coding region runs from base 1 to 1434 and encodes 477 amino acids. Gene Ontology annotation, biological process: nucleotide-excision repair. Gene Ontology annotation, cellular component: transcription factor TFIIH holo complex; transcription factor TFIIH core complex. The record is from RefSeq and is a predicted model, not a curated record. Lineage: Eukaryota; Fungi; Ascomycota; Eurotiomycetes; Eurotiales; Aspergillaceae. Gene Ontology annotation, molecular function: double-stranded DNA binding; ATPase activator activity. The transcript is spliced from 3 exons.
AUGGCGGCCGCCUCCCGACCGUUCGAUUAUCUGGAGAGCCUCCCCGGAACGGUCUUCUUCAAGCUCUAUCAGCAGCCAUCCACCGCUCUUGCUAUCUUCAGGCGCAUGCUGCCUGACCUGGCAAAAUGCUUCGUGAUGGCGCUCCUCUAUCUGAAGGACCCGCUUCCUGCGGCGGACUUGGAGAUCUGGGUCAAAUCCAAGAGUUUGAGAGAGCGGGAUAGUGCGCUCUCAAUACUAGGAAGAUUGCAUAUCCUCUCAAAUACAACCACCGCUGGGAACGUCCGCGCUUAUAUGGUGACCGAUCCGUUCGCCGCUUCUCUCAGACAAGCUCUCACAGGUGCCGAACGAACUCAGUCCUUCGGUGUGCUCCACCAGAUACCAGACGAUCAGACUGUUCCUAUUGGCGAUCUUGAUGAUUAUGCGCGGCGACAGUGGGAGGGUGUUCUCGGUUACAUGGUCGGGACCAGUGGUCUAGGGAUACAACGCGAUGUGAACCUGAGCAAAGGCGUGAAACAGCUUUUGCAGGCUGGACAUUUGGUAGAGAUCCGUGACCGCCGCGUUGAAAUUACGCAGGACGGGUUCGCAUUUGUCCUUCAGGAUGUGGGCACGCAGGUUUGGCAUAUCUUGAUUCUCUACGUUCACAGCGCAGAGGCUAUUGGGAUGGAUAGCGUUGAAGUGCUUUCCUUCAUAUUCCUCCUCAGCAGUUUGGAACUGGGCAAAUCCUACGAAAAGAAACAUUUGACAUCGAACCAACUCCGCACACUGACCGACUUGGCCGACUUUGGUAUCGUAUACCAGGACUCUCCCGAAGCGAGCCAUUUCUAUCCCACCCGCCUGGCAACUACCCUAACGUCUGAUUCGAGCGCUCUCAGCAAUCCCAUUUCUGGCGCAAGCUCCGAUUCCGAAGGUGGGAAUACUAACCAACCUGGCUCCGGCUUCAUCAUCAUUGAGACGAACUAUCGACUCUACGCAUACACUUCCUCGCCGCUUCAAAUCUCUCUUAUUGCACUAUUUACGACAUUAAAAUACCGGUUUCCUAACUUGAUUACGGGUAAGGUGACUCGGCAGUCUAUCCGCCGCGCGAUUGAGAUGGGUAUCACAGCCGACCAAAUCAUCUCGUAUCUUGCUACCCACGCACACCCGCAAAUGCGAAGACACAAUGUGGCCAGGUCCACAUCCAACCAGGCUGGAAUCCCGCCCUCGGUUCUUCCACCAACAGUCGUUGAUCAGAUCCGUCUUUGGCAGCUGGAGCGUGACCGUGUUAAAGCUACGGCUGGCUUUCUUUUCAAAGAUUUCGUAAGCCUUGCCGAGUACGAGGCUCCAUGUCGGUAUGCUGAAGAAAUCGGCGUCUUGAUAUGGAAGUCGGAUCGCAAAAGAAUGUUCUUCGUGACGCGACAUGAACAGGUCGCAGCUUUCCUACGAAGCAGGAAAUAG